Haliotis rufescens (red abalone) is the source of this 1944-nucleotide messenger RNA. RefSeq names its product homeobox protein slou-like. Bases 374 to 1276 code for a protein of 300 amino acids. Gene Ontology annotation, cellular component: nucleus. The transcript is spliced from 2 exons. Lineage: Eukaryota; Metazoa; Mollusca; Gastropoda; Lepetellida; Haliotidae. Gene Ontology annotation, molecular function: RNA polymerase II cis-regulatory region sequence-specific DNA binding; DNA-binding transcription factor activity, RNA polymerase II-specific. The record is from RefSeq and is a predicted model, not a curated record. Gene Ontology annotation, biological process: regulation of transcription by RNA polymerase II; cell differentiation.
UUUCAGUGUUGGUGAGACGGUGAUAGAAUAAACUCACUUACAAUCCCAUUAAAGGAAAUGGGUUUUGGCAAACUUGAACCCCACAAGCCCUUUUCUCCGCCAAAUGGGGGAUUUAUUGUCCCUCGGUCCGUGGUUUGACUCCGCCCGCUCGUCCAAUCAAUUUAAUACGGGAACCAAUUAGAGCGACCGCAUUGCACCCAUAUUGGGCUAAUUUCAAUAAUUCCUCCCCUAGUGAAAAGAAUCGGGAAUGGCUAUCGGUCCAAGCACCGGACAGUCAACAUUGGCCGUUUUUUGAUGUUGAUACUGUCGGGAUUUAAACAGCUACCUAAAAGCGAGCACGACGGAGUGUUUGACAGUAACUAGCCGGUUACACAUGGAAGGAUCCGGGCGCGUGACAAGCGCGCGAGAAGCAGACGACAAUCUCAGCGGGGACGAAAUUGGAGAAAUAUCACAUAGACAUUUACCUCUUCGGACGGAAAGACAUUUUCUCCAUCGGUCAAUGGAACAGAUGUCGGAAUCUUUGAGCGACAGUUUUUCUACGUGUGACAGCGAGGAAGAUGCGGAACUGUGUCUAAGUUUUGAGGACAGGCGAGGCAGGGUAUCCCCUGAUGGGGAACAGAACGAUGACACGCCCAAACAGGUGACCCCCUUCUCCGUGGCUGACAUCCUAGAUCCCAACAAAUUCCGCGGGGUCACGGGAAAGUCCAAUGUUUCAACAUCCAGCAGUGUCGACGGGGAGGGCAACACGCAUUUGACAGAUGAUGAAGACAUCACUGGUGACGUCAGCGACAUGGAUCGUGAUGAUUGUGAGGACAGCCCCGAAAAACGUCAACGAAUGGAUGAAAAUGGCAACCACGGUCAAGGUAGCCUUGGAGGGUCAAAGGUCGGCAAACCUCGAAGGGCAAGGACGGCUUUCACAUACGAACAAUUAGUUGCCCUUGAGAACAAGUUUAAGACGACGCGAUACCUGUCUGUGUGCGAGAGACUAAACCUGGCUCUGUCAUUAUCGCUGACAGAGACUCAAGUGAAAAUCUGGUUUCAGAAUAGACGGACAAAGUGGAAAAAACAGAACCCUGGUCUAGAUGUAAACAGCCCCACAGUCCCUACAUCUCCAACCAUUCCACUCGGCCAGGCGUAUCCGCUCGCCUACGGCGCCCAAAGUAUUUACCCUGGACAUUUGCAAUCUUUCCAUUCAGCUGCCAGCCUCGUUCCUGGAUUUUACCUGUCCCAUAAUUCCCCAUUCCAAGGUGCACAUCCGGCUUUGAACCAUUGGUGACAAAGAAAUCACUCCACUGGAUUCAACCGAUGUUAAUUGUGAAUGAUCACGUGACAGCGUUUUAUCCCAGCGUGGUGAAACCAAGACAAUUCUUCAUCUCGGGUGAAACGUCGUUUCACCAGAAAUGUCUUACCUCAGAUGUGGAAAAUACGAGCAUUUGAAGCUGUUAUAUUAUGGUAGGACAAGUGAAAUAUGUCAAGUCUCGACACUCCCGGUAUCAUGGUCACGUGAUGUCAAGUCUCGCCAAGAUGGGGUCUGUCAAAAAUAUUCCAUGACCAAUGACAUACAUAUGUAUAAAUGAAUCACGUCAUUAAUGUGCAUUGUGACGUCAUAGUUGAUAUUAUGUUUUGCUUUGUAUUUAAUGAAAUGUCUUCCGUUGACCAUAACUACGCCUACUAUUAAGCACUGGGUUGAUAUCGCGGAUGAAAUGGCGGCUGAGGGGCGACAUUUUUCAUUUUCAGGAUUGUGUAGACAAAUUCGCAAAUCUAAGUAUUCGAUGUACAACGAAACCAACGUUUGUCGUUCAGUCAAGCAUUUUGUCACGUUAUUGUACAUGUCUAAUAUAUAACAUAAUAUUAUUUAACAAAGGUGCUUUUUGUGUUUGUAUUAUUUCUCUGGUGUUCAUAAUGCGAAAUAUAUUGUAGAUAUUAAAAUACGUUCUGAACAUA